This is a messenger RNA of Zea mays, 1816 nucleotides long. RefSeq lists its product as uncharacterized. The transcript is spliced from 2 exons. NCBI's taxonomy places the organism in Eukaryota, Viridiplantae, Streptophyta, Magnoliopsida, Poales, Poaceae. Bases 95 to 1675 code for a protein of 526 amino acids. The record is from RefSeq and is a predicted model, not a curated record.
GGGGUACCUUCAUAUACACACACGACAGAGCCAAGCUGAUCUCAUGCAAUUCCAUCAGAGGCGAAGGGACGCUGUAGAUGCUUGAGCAGUGCUAAUGGCGGAGGCGGUGGGUUCGGCGCUCGUCCAAGGCGCCGUCAGCCAAAUCCUAUCCAACCUGAUCGACGGGCACGAGGAGGAGAGAGGAGAGAAGUCCAAGGACGACACCGAGACCAACCUGGAGCGGCUAGAGAUGGCGCACAUCAGGCUGGGGGCAGCGCUGGAGACGUCCGAGAGGUGGCGCGGGGUCACGGCCGACAACGCGUCGCUGCUGCGCUGGCGGAGGAACCUGAAGCGCGCGGCCCGGGAGUGCGACGCCAUGCUCCACGAGUGCAAGCGCAGGGUCCUGGAGGACGAGGCGACGGAGCGGGAGGCGAGUCGCGGUCGCCUGGCCUUCCCCAGACGGGCGGCGCGCGCGGCCAGGGCGCUCGUCUCCUCCGCCCUCGGCCUCAACAACCUGCAGCCGAGCAGGGCCGCCGUGCGGAGGUUCGAGUGGUACGCGGACGGCGCGGGCGAGUUCCUGCGGUUCGUGGAGCUCGGCUGCUGCGCGCCGCGCUGCCGCGUGCCCUCCGCCGCCGACGCUUUCGUCCGGAACCUCGCCGCGGGGAGGAAGCUGCAGCACGUGGUGGAGCUGGGGGACCGGUGCACGUUCUUCCUGCUGUGGCUGCCGUUUUUCAUCAGUGAUCCUCCGGCGGAGGAGCGCGGGGUCGAGGUGGUCCUGUUCUUCAUCCAGAAAGACGGCCUGGCGCCCCAGAACAGCUUCUACUUCAGCGUCACCCUGCAGCUCUCGGAGAGCACGGACGUUCUCGGGGUCGCCGUCGAAUGCCUGGACCUGUACACGCCGCUUUUCGGGUCUAGAGUCGAGACGGUCAGGAACAUGCUCACGCGGCUGCCUGCGCAGGACUUGUCGUGCUCGUGGGCGCCGUUUCUUGAUUCGCGCCAGAAAAGGCACUGGGAGAACCUCCAUUCCUGUGUCUCUCAGUGGCAUCGCCCAGACCCGUCGUGCUGCAGGCAGCACGAGCUUCACUGUGGUAGUAGCAGCAACACAAGCACGCCGCCAGACGUCUCUCUGCUAGCGUCGGUCAUCGGAGUGCACCUGCAGUGCCAGGUCGCGUUGCAGGAUGAGGGCUCCCUGCAGUACCUGACAGCCGGCCUGCUGUUUGCGCCGCACGCUGGCUCUUCACAGGACCUGCGUCCGGCUGCGGACGACGACAGCGCAUCAUCAGCCGUGGUGGUGAGCCACCACAGCAGCGACGACGAGCACCGUCGCGCGCACGCAGGCGUCACCUUGGCCCAGGUGGAAGAGGUCACGCUGCCCAUGGCCGUCGACUACUUCCGCCGGUACGCGGACGCGCCGGUCUACCGGAUGCUGUGGAAGGCGAGGCAUGGCGCCGCGUACAUUCAGGUCGCGAAGGCGGCGUCAGGCACGGAGACGCAGAGCGCGCGGCGGGGCGGUAGCAGGGCAAGAAGCGCGGCGAUGCGACGGCGGCAGGAGGAGGAGGAGCCGUACGUGAUCCCUCACUUCCUCAGCCUGUGGGCCGCGCACGCGCCCAGCCGGCUGCAAGGCUCCAUCGCGAGGUGGAUGCGGAAGGAGAAGGAGAACCGGCUUGCACCUUCGCAGAUGCGCCUCGAGUUCUAGGUCAUUUUGCAAACCUGUAUGCACUCAUGCUUGCAUAUAUAAUCAGUAAACUGGUCGUUAUGCCUCUUCCGGUCUUCCCCUCUAAAAAUUCUUCGGGUAUCACAGGUUUACUGGUUAGACCAUAUAUUCUUUUUAUUUAUG